GGGACGGAGGGAGGGACAGUGGGUGGCAGAUCGAGCCGGAGACUGAGGGAGCAGCAGAGAGAGGGAGGAGGGUGAAACAGCAGCCAGCAACCAAUCAAUUGAUCGAUCGGGAGCUGUCAUUGGAGGGCCAGAGCCACUGGUAGGACAGCUGGUCCGGGGACCCCCCCAGCCCCAUCCCUCAUCCCACUAUGACCUUCGUGGAGCUGCUGGCCCGCCUGGGCGGGAUGGGACGCUUCCAGGUGACCUACGUGGCCGCAUUGGCCCUGCCUCUGCUCAUGCUGGCCAGCCACAACCUUCUGCAGAACUUCACCGCUGGCAUCCCCGAGCACCAUUGCCGGCCCCGGCCGGUGGCCAACGACAGUGUUGGGGACGUUCCCCUCUUUGUCACCAUCCCCUCCGACGACCACCACCGCCCCCAGAGCUGCCGCCGGUAUGUGGAGCCCCAGUGGAACCUCUUGGAGGCCAAUGGCACGGCCAAUGGCACAGCCAACAGGGCGGCCACUGAGCCGUGCCAUGAUGGGUGGACCUAUCGCGACGGCGUCUUCGCCCACACCAUCGUCACUGAGUGGAACCUGGUGUGCGAGUCCAAGAGGCUGCGGCAGGUGGCCCAGUCCAUCUACAUGGCUGGGAUCCUCCUGGGCUCCGGCCUCUUCGGGGUCCUGUCCGACAAGUUCGGUCGCCGGGCACUGCUCACCUGGUGCUACCUGCAGCUGGGGGCGGCAGGGGCCGGCACUGCGGCCGCCCCCACAUUCGUCAUCUACUGCUUCUGCCGCUUCCUGGGGGGCCUGGCCAUGGCCGGCGUGUCCCUCAACUCUGCUUCUCUCUGCAUGGAGUGGAUCCCGACAGAGGCACGCGCCGUGGUGGGCACCAUCAACGGCUACUGCUACACCCUGGGCCAGUUCGUGCUGGCAGGCACAGCCUUCGGCCUCCCCCACUGGCGCUGGCUCCAGCUUGUCGUCUCCCUCCCCUUCUUCUUCUUCUUCCUCUACUCCUGGCUGUUCGUGGAGUCAGCCCGCUGGCAGGUGAUCUCGGGGCGACCCGAUCUGGCCUUGAAGGGGCUCCGCAAAGUUGCCCGCAUCAACGGGAGGAAGGAGGAGGGUGAUAAGCUCAGCGAGGAGGCACUGCGGGCGCUGGUGCGCCGGGAGCCCCUGAUGCCAGGGGGGGGCCUGGCUGCUCUGGUCCGUACCCCUGGGAUGAGGACAGUCUCUUGUGGCGUCUCCUUCGUCUGGUUCUCUACCAGCUUCGCUUACUAUGGACUGGCCAUGGACCUGCAGGGCUUUGGUGUGGACAUCUACCUGAGCCAACUGGUUUUUGGGGCCGUGGACAUCCCAGCCAAGCUGGCUUCUGUCCUGGCCAUCAGCGGUGCUGGACGACGGGUGGCCCAGGGUGCCUCCUUGGGGCUCGCGGGGGUCUGCAUCCUCGCCAACAUCAUUGUGCCAAUGGAGCUGCAGAUGCUGCGCAUGGCCUUGGCGGUGGUUGGCAAGGGCGCCUUGGCCGCCUCCUUCAACUGUGCCUACAUCUUCUCCGGGGAGCUCUUCCCAACUGUCAUCAGGCAGACAGGGAUGGGCUUGGGGGGCACCAUGGCCCGCGUGGGGGGCAUGGUGGCUCCCUUGGUGCGCAUGGCGGCUGACGUCACCCCGGUGCUGCCCCUCGUUAUCUACGGGGCCGCCCCCAUCAUCUCGGCCAUUGCCACCUGCUUCCUGCCCGAGACCCGCAACGUGCCCCUGCCCGAGACCAUCGAGGAUGUCGAGAGACGUGGGGGCCACCUGAAGGACGAGGACGUCACCGUCCCCCUGGGUGCCACUGUGACCAAGGACAGCGCCUGAGGGGUGAGGACGGGCAGCGGGGAGGGGGCACAGGACCCCCCUGUGGCCCCCCCCCCCCCCCCCCCCCCUUUACUCAAAUCCUAUUUAUUUCACCCCAAUAAAGCCACGCCGAUGGUCACCGAGCGCCAGCCUUUGCCCCAAUUCGGGUGAUUUCAGCUGCAGCCCCCCCCCCCUUAAUCACCCUCCCUGCUGGGGGAUUAAGGCUCCCGUCCGGGCUGGCGGGUGGAAAAAAAAAAACACCUAAACAGAGUGGUUUGGCCCCCAAAAAGAAGGCAGCACAACCUCACUAUCAGCCCUCAGAGAUUCCACAUCAACACACCUAAAAUGGUGCAUUUUGCACCCAAAAACCAGAGCAAUGCAACCUGGCUAUCAUUCCUUCAGAGAAGCCAAGCACCAGAAUUAGGUUUAUUCACCCCAAAAAUAAGGGCAGCACAACCCCAAAAUCAGACCUAAGGAAAGCCACGUCCAAGCACCUAAAUAGGACCUUUUCACCCCAAACCCACCCAGUGGAACUUCAAUCCCUCCCACCACAGCCCCCCCCCCCCCCCCCGGGCCCCGAAAACCCCCCAUUUUGCCCCAAAACCCCCACAAAUUCCACUUUUUUUUUUUUUUUUUUACCCAUUUUUAUUAUGAAAAGGAGCAGUUUUGGUGUCAUUUUUUUAAUCUGGAUAAGACACAACUGUGAAGCUUUGCCGAAGGAGAAAAAACAGGGUAAAACCCACCCGUUUUGGGACAUUUUAUCAUCCCGCCCCUCACUGGGGCGCGAAACGGGAAAACCGCCCAUUUUGAACCAAAAAGCCACCUUUUCCACCUGAAUCCGGCACAAAAAGGGGGGAAAGGGGAGAAAACACCGGGCUGGAGAUGCCUCCCCAUGAGAUUUGUGCAUUUUUGGGUAUUUUUAAUGAUUUGGGGCUAUUUUGGGUCCAUUUGGGGUCAAUUUUGGACCGUUUUGGGGUCAAUUUGGGGCCAUUUUGGGUCUUCCCCCUGCCAGCUUCUUCUCCAGUGGGGGGUUUACGGCCGGUGAAAAUGGGGGUGUGGGGGUGCGAGGGGGAUGUUGGAGGUAGGUUUUUAAGUUGAUUUUUAGAAAAAACAGGCACAUUCAGUCCAUGGGAUCCUG
Messenger RNA from Oxyura jamaicensis (ruddy duck), 2943 nucleotides. Its product is annotated as solute carrier family 22 member 6-like. The transcript has 11 exons. Gene Ontology annotation, molecular function: transmembrane transporter activity. Gene Ontology annotation, cellular component: membrane. The record is from RefSeq and is a predicted model, not a curated record. The coding region runs from base 189 to 1826 and encodes 545 amino acids. Gene Ontology annotation, biological process: transmembrane transport. NCBI's taxonomy places the organism in Eukaryota, Metazoa, Chordata, Aves, Anseriformes, Anatidae.